Closterium sp. NIES-67 is the source of this 1839-nucleotide messenger RNA. NCBI's taxonomy places the organism in Eukaryota, Viridiplantae, Streptophyta, Zygnematophyceae, Desmidiales, Closteriaceae. The record is from the annotation of a GenBank genome assembly.
CCAGAAUCAACUAUCGCAGCCGAGGUUAGUACUUAAUCGCUCAACUCGAACGACUCUGUGUGACCAUCGCUCCCACCCUUCCCGCUCGGUUCUGAGAAAUAGACUCACAAGCAGCUUCUAAGCACCUUAUUCUGACAGCAUCGGAAACACCGACGUCGCGUCUUUCUGUUUUCAUAGAGCAGGCUGUAUCACUGUCUCACAGCAUCACUGCAUCACUACAUUGCUGCUUUCACAGCAUCUUCACCUCGAGCAAUCAACAGCCCAACGAUUCUAAACAGGCGCAGAGGAGAGGUUGGUCUUCGGCCGCAUUCGUCAUGUUCCCCGUGCAUCCCGCGCGCAAUCUCUUUUCCAAAUACGAGAUCCACGACAAGCUCGGAUCUGGCAGGUUCGGCACCGUCAGGCGAUGCACGCACCGCGCGACGGACAUAGAUUUCGCGUGCAAGCGCGUAGCUCCGUUUAAAGAAGAGCUCCGAGGCGCCGCUAACGAGAUCAAUUCCCUGACGCUGCUUCACGGUGUCGGCCACGUGACGCCUCUUCGUGACGUUUUCCGUGACUCGGAGGGUGCUCUUUACAUGCUAUCGGAUCUAGCCACCGGCGGGGAUCUCGUAUCGCGGAUUCUGAACCACGGGCCGCUUUCCGAGUGCGACGCGCGGGAGAUCUUCAGAGACAUCGCGGCGGGUGUUCACGAGUGCCACGAGAGAGGAAUCCUGCACCGCGAUAUCAAGCCCGAUAACGUGCUUCUGUUUCCGCGCAGCCCCAGAGAGCCGUGCCUUGAUAACUCCGAGUCCGACUCAGCAUGGUCCUUCGAAAGCUCACAUUCAAACACCCUGUUUGAGUCCAGCACGGCCGGUAGCACUGCCGGCAGCACUUGCGGCAGCACUGCCGGCAGCACUCGUCGUCAUCCUGCCGACUCCUCGGAAUCGACGUCGGACGUUUCGUCAGCAGCACCAUCGUCCCCAUCUACCUCAUCCGCUUCCCAGUCAUCAUCCGCGUCGUCGUCGUUAUCGUCAUCGUCGACGGCGAACUCCGGCGCGCAGCCGCGAGGCGUCGAGCCGCACCUCCGUCGAGUCGAAAACCGCCGCCCGAGUCCGACCACUCGGGCGAAAAAACCUGCCUCCGGUUCGGGGGAGGCUCGGGGGUGCGCGUUUGUCGCGAAGCUGGCCGAUUUCGGGGGCUCCACAGUGCUGAAGUCAGGGCAAUCCGCCACGGGGUAUGUUGGUAGCAUGCCGUACAUGGCUCCCGAAGUUGCCGCGCGGAAGCCAUACGGCUUUCCCGCGGACGUCUGGAGCAUGGGCGUCACGCUGUAUGUCAUCCUUUCCGGGCGGUGGCCCACGAUUUCCCAUGGCCGGCAGUCGUCUCGCGACUGGGAAUUACCGUGCUGGAAAUCCGUGUCAGGGCGAGCGAAAAGCCUGAUUCGCAGAAUGCUGUCCGGUGACCCGCAGGCUCGGCCGACUGUUGGCCGGAUUUUGCAGGAUGCGUGGCUCUGCGGGACCUCUACGUUCGCUGUAACGCGUCAGACGGCGUGUAUAAAGGGGAUGGAACCUGGAGCUCCAGAUGGGUCCAGGAUUCCUAGAGAGUCUACUUCGCGUAGUGGCAGACUGACAUGUAAUGGCUUGGCCUCACACCUGCUUCCACGUUGGCUGGCUGCGUGAGAGCAAUUUAGGUGCAACAGAGUCGUUGGUGCUCCAAUAAUGUAGUGAAUAGACUAGUUUAGCCCCAUAUACUUUUCAUACACUAUGCAUACUCCUCCACUAUUGAAAAGUGUUGGGCUGAGAAAAGCCCUUAGAAUCUUUCCAGAGACUAAGUCCCAGUUGUAAAAGGCUUGAGUAGUGCAGCGGA